Molecule: messenger RNA, 504 nt
Organism: Microtus oregoni (creeping vole)
Lineage: Eukaryota; Metazoa; Chordata; Mammalia; Rodentia; Cricetidae
Product: protein CTLA-2-beta-like
Exons: 4
Coding region: 1-504 (167 amino acids)
Source: RefSeq, a predicted model, not a curated record
AUGGCUUCAACUGCUCCAUCACCAGAUCCCAGUUUGGAUGCUGAAUGGGAGGAAUGGAAAAUGAAAUAUGAAAAAACCUAUUGCCAGGAUGAAGAAAAAUACAGAAGGACCUUGUGGGAGGAGGAGAAGAAGAAGAUUGAUGAACACAAUGCCGAGUAUGGGCAAGACCAGACCGGCAUCUAUGCAAGCCUGAAUGAAUUUAGCGACAUGACCUAUGAAGAAUUCAGGAAAGUUUGCUGUGGAAACUUAAUGUGGGCAGAAGAAGACCUGGAUUGUGAUAAGCAUGAAUAUAAGGAUUUGACAAAGGACAACAAUGUAACAGCUGAGAAGGAUCAGAAUAAAGCAAUCUAUGUGCAUUGCCUCAGGAGCCCUCUGCUUCAAGAAGUGACCCGCGUGAUGGUGACAAGGCUGAACAAGGGAAAAAUAGAAGAAGAAACAGCAGGGGGCCUCUCCAGUACAGAGGCUAGCCUGGGCUGUGUGGAUUCCAACUCUGAAAACUUUUAA